Procambarus clarkii (red swamp crayfish) is the source of this 567-nucleotide messenger RNA. The record is from RefSeq and is a predicted model, not a curated record. Lineage: Eukaryota; Metazoa; Arthropoda; Malacostraca; Decapoda; Cambaridae.
AUGUUAACCUUUUACCUGCAGGCGUUGUUGGGGCAGCGGGACCCCAAGCUCAAUAUCUCCUGGUUCUGCGGCGGUGUCCUUCUCAACCCUCGGUGGGUCCUCACUGCUCAACACUGCUUCCGAGACCGUAAAGCUGACGUCGUGCGUCUGGCAGAACACGACUUCAACAGUGACGAAGAUGGUGCCACUCCUGAGGACUUUAGUGUUGUUGAGACCGUCCUCCACCCUGACUACAACCCAUUCCAGGCCUACAACGACCUUGCCCUCCUCAAGCUCAAUCAGGAUGUUAACAUACAGAGUAACAAAAUGCCUGCGUGUCUGCCGUGGGGGAAUGAGAGUUCCACCAACAUUACGGGGCACAAUGUUAUUGUGACCGGAUGGGGCAACACCUUCUAUGGUGGGUCCCCCAGCUCCACACUGCAGGAGGUGGUGCUCACACUCUUCCCGUCGUCCAGAUGUGACCAGAGCUACUCCACCCUGGUGGACUACCCCUUCACCUGGCCUCGAGGGAUCAGGGAGGAGACGGCUUGUGCUGGAGACCCCAGCGGGGGUAAAGAUGCAUGUCAG